Molecule: messenger RNA, 360 nt
Organism: Iphiclides podalirius (scarce swallowtail)
Lineage: Eukaryota; Metazoa; Arthropoda; Insecta; Lepidoptera; Papilionidae
Source: the annotation of a GenBank genome assembly
AUGGGCAUGGCAGACCAUAUUUUACUUACUGAGGUGUCCAUUAGCGCCGCGUGCCGAGUUGGUAGGCACGGGAGGAGCGUGAUGGGGCGCCGCUGGUCUAGUGCGUACAAACUUCCUCAUGCCGCCGGGACUCGAACCCGCAUCGGCGACGCACUAAACAAACAAGAAGCAAAAAACCGCAUUGUAACACUCGCCGGGAGGCACUCGACAGAUGGGCCUGGGGCGAAGAGCGCGGAAGAAGUGCUUGCGUGCGCAGAGGGCGGCGGUCGCGCGCUCACUGCGAACGAAUGCGAAUGCGCCGCGGCGCGGGCACGUCGCAGACGGCGCACUACAGUUACAAUUACAAAUCGUGGCGCUAAG